Messenger RNA from Conger conger (European conger), 4224 nucleotides. It is a transcript of the gene clcn2a, whose product is annotated as chloride channel, voltage-sensitive 2a. The transcript has 25 exons. NCBI's taxonomy places the organism in Eukaryota, Metazoa, Chordata, Actinopteri, Anguilliformes, Congridae. Bases 886 to 4224 code for a protein of 1112 amino acids. Gene Ontology annotation, molecular function: voltage-gated chloride channel activity. The record is from RefSeq and is a predicted model, not a curated record. Gene Ontology annotation, biological process: transmembrane transport; chloride transport. Gene Ontology annotation, cellular component: membrane.
UUGGAGCGUUCGCUCUGCAGCAUUCCAGGUCCACAGCGGUGCUACGCAGCAAACACAACCAUUCUAAGUGCGCGAAAUCCCUGCUCGCUGGAAACGAAGUCAUACCGGCAUUACCAUGGACAGCUCCUAACUAUGGCGCUGGCGAUUUCUAUUUCUAUGUCUAUGACAUGCAGUCAUGUGUGCAUCAAUUAUAUAAAAAUCUAUAGACAGGAUUGAUCUCUUCUUUAAAAAAUCCUGGUUUAUCCCUUAUACUCCUCGGUGCCGUUUGAAAGCGUGUGAAACUUCAUGCGUACAGGUUGCUCCGAGGCUGGGGGGAGGUGAGACGAGAAAGGAAAUCAAAGUGAAUCGCGAUUUGAGUGUUUUAAGAACACGAAAUGGGAGAGGAAACAGUAACACCAGUACAACUCAAGCUGUAAUUGCGUCUGGAUCCACACACAAGCCGCGACAGUGACGGAACCCGCAUUGCAACACGAAGUCAGCACCCGUCUGCCCGGUUCGUUCCCUUUCCCUGGAAACAGACUGGCGGUCGGACUGCGCCGCGACUCCUGCGUGACAUUGUAGGGAGAGCCGCUAAUCCCAAAAGAAAGGCGUUUGGAAGUUUGGAAGAAAUGGGGUUACAGAAAUCCGGCCACUCUGUAACGGCGGCAGAUAAAUUCUGAUCAGCGUGUCGCUUAACGGGAAAGGGGGGUUUCUGGCACCACCUGUUCUAUGGGACGGAGGUCGAUGCGAAACUAAGGUGAACUUCGUUUUUAAAACCGUCAGUCCCUCACCCAUCGCAGCCUGGUGGGACGGGAGUGCAUUAUCCAUUCCUUCCACACUUUUCCGUGCGAGCGGGAGAGGGAUGGAGGGUGCACGGGAGACGAUUUGGGGAUUAUAAUUAGGGCCAUGGCACACGGAGACACCAGAAGAGGAAACAUGAAUGGAGAGUGUUCCCAGCAGACGGAGGAGGGUGGCGGGCGGAGGGCCGCUGGUGACCGUAGCCGGGCAACGGAGCCACUCGAGUGCAAGAAGAACCGCUGUGGCAAGUGCAAGACAUGCACCUCACGCUGCCAUAAGUUUGUGAUCUCGCGUGUGGGAGAGGACUGGAUCUUCCUCAUCCUCCUGGGCCUCCUGAUGGCCAUGGUCAGCUGGUUCAUGGACUACGCCAUCGUGUUCUUUCAGCAAGCACAGAAGUGGAUGUACCAGGGGCUGGGCUAUAACGUGCUGAUGCAGUACCUGGCCUGGGUCACCUACCCUGUGGUGCUCAUCACCUUCUCCGCUGGGUUCACCCAGAUACUGGCUCCACAGGCUGUGGGCUCCGGUAUUCCCGAGAUGAAGACCAUUCUCCGGGGCGUGGUGCUGAAGGAGUACCUGACCUUCAAGACAUUCGUGGCCAAGGUCAUCGGCCUGACCUGUGCCCUGGGCAGUGGCAUGCCCCUGGGGAAGGAGGGCCCAUUCGUUCACGUUGCUAGCUUGUGUGCUGCAUUGUUGAGCAAGUUCAUGUCUCUUUUCGGUGGGGUCUACAUGGAAGAACCCUUUGAAGGAAACAAGAACGAGCUGCGGAACAUCGAGAUGCUGUCGGCCGCUUGCGCUGUAGGAGUGGGCUGCUGCUUCGCCGCUCCCAUUGGAGGUGUGCUCUUCAGCAUUGAGGUGACCUCCACCUUCUUCGCUGUGAGGAACUACUGGAGGGGCUUCUUCGCUGCCACGUUCAGUGCCUUCAUCUUCAGAGUGCUGGCCGUGUGGAACCAGGACGAGGAGACCAUCACAGCCCUGUUUAAGACGCGCUUUCGUUUGGACUUUCCCUUCGACCUACAGGAGCUCCCGGCCUUCGCCGUGUUGGGGAUUAUCAGUGGAUUUGGAGGUGCUCUGUUCGUCUACUUGAACAGACUGAUCGACCAGUUCAUGCAACAGCCAAAAAGCAUUAACAAAGUCCUGAUGAAGAAUCGGUUGGUGUACCCAGCCUUGGUCACUCUGCUCAUAUCGACUCUGACCUUCCCCCCUGGGUUUGGCCAGUUCAUGGCUGGACAGCUGACCCAGCACGAGUCCCUGGUGGCUCUGCUGGAUAACCGGACCUGGACCAAGCAGGGCGUGGCUGACGAGUUUUACUACAUCGGCCCCGUCAAGGUGUGGAAGCAUCCGCACGUCAACGUGUUCAUCACACUCAUCCUCUUCAUCAUCAUGAAGUUCUGGAUGUCCGCUCUGGCCACCACCAUGCCUGUUCCAUGUGGGGCCUUCAUGCCAGUUUUCCUCAUUGGGGCAGCGUUCGGUCGGCUGGUGGGGGAGAUCAUGGCAGCCUGGUUCCCAGACAGCAUCCAUCCCGACGGCAGCAUCUACCCCAUCGUCCCCGGGGUGUACGCUGUAGUGGGUGCAGCGGCGCUCGCGGGCGCGGUCACGCACACGGUCUCGACGGCGGUCAUCGUGUUCGAGCUCACCGGGCAGAUCUCCCACAUCCUGCCCGUGAUGAUCGCGGUGAUCCUGGCCAACGCCGUGGCCCAGAGCCUGCAGCCCUCCCUGUACGACUCCAUCAUCCGAAUCAAGAAGCUGCCCUACCUCCCUGAGCUGGGCUGGGGCCACCACGAGAGGUACAGUAUCCAUGUGGAGGACAUCAUGGUGCGGGAGGUGCGCUUCCUCACGCUGAACUGCUGCUACAGAGAUCUGCGGGACGUGCUGCUGAUCAGCCACCUCAAAACGCUGGCACUGGUGGAGUCUACAGAGUCGAUGAUCCUGCUGGGCUCCAUCGAGCGUUCGCGGCUGCAGUCCCUGCUCUCGCAGCAGCUGAGUCAGCCGCGCGGGCGGGAAUACCGCCGCGAACACGCCCAGGACCCGCCCAGCGACCUGUCCCCGCCCAGCGACCUGUCCCCGCCCAGCGACCUGUCCCCCCAGGAGCAGACCCGCAGCCAGGAGACCCUGCUGGAGCAGGAGCAGGAAGUACGCUACCUGAUCUCUACAGAGAGGUCCUCUCUCAGCUCCCAGAGGCCCCUGAAAUCUGUCCUCAAGAGGGAGAGCAGCGUCAAGAACAUGGAGACUCAGCCCAGUGCUUUGAGGAGCUCUAACUCGGCCCUGCAGAAGGACCCCGUGGAGAACAACGGUGGAUCGGUGCCCCCCGAGAGCCGGAAACAGAAGAGAGUGAGGAUAACGACCGCGGAAGUCCCACGUGUGGAUGAUGACAUGACCUUAACAGAGGUUUCCGAGUGGGAGGAGCUACAGCUGGCAGAGCCAGUCGACUUCAACAACUGCAAGAUUGACCCCGCCCCCUUCCAGCUGGUGGAACGCACAUCACUGCACAAGACCCACACCAUCUUCUCCCUGCUGGGCCUGGACCACGCCUAUGUCACCAGCAUCGGCCGGCUGGUUGGCGUCGUUUCACUCAAGGAGCUGCGUAAGGCCAUCGAGGGCUCGGUGACGGUAAAAGGGGUGAAAGUGCGCCCCCCGCUGGCCAGCUUCCGCAACAGCGGCUCCAGCAGCAGCAGCAGCCGGGAGCAGGAGUCCACGGAGCUGCACCGGCUCUGGAGGCGUCACCGGACUCUGACCCUCCCGCGCGAGCCCCUCCCCUCCGGUCCCGCCGGCCAAUCGCGGCUCGCCUCGCAGCGACCGGACGAAUCGCAGCAGGCCUACGCGCAGAGCCCCGCCCGCGACAAGCACGACCCGCCGCGCGGCUACGCCCCCUCCUACGCGGGGGAGGAGCCGGAGCGGCCGCCGCUCCAGCAGAGCCCCUCCCCCGACGGCAGCCAGCCGCCGCUCCCGCUCGACCGUAGCCCCUCCCACAGCGGCAGCGAAUCGCGGCUGCUGUACCAGAGCGGCCCCGCCGACAACGACAGCGAAUCGCUGUCCUUGUACGACGACAUGCCCACCCCCGACGACAGCGAAUCGCUGCCGCUGUACGACAACGUGCCCACCCCCGACGACAGCGAAUCGCUGCCGCUGUACGAGAAUAAUCCCUCCCACAAUGCUAGCGAAUCAAUGCCGCUGUAUGAACACAGCCCCUCCAAUGAAAAUGAGCCACAGCUGCCAUAUGACUACGCCCCCUCUUACAGCGACAACAUAUCGUUUGAACAUAGCCCCUCCCACGACCAGGGACCACACCUAGUGUACAAAUUUAGCCCCUCCCACAAUGCGUACAAAUCAGUGUACAGCUCCCACAGCACGGACCAAUCACAGCUCUCGUUUGAACACAGCCCCUCCCAUAAUGUGACCAAAUCCCAGUUGCCAUUCAAAUACAGCCCUUCCCACAGCGAGGACCAAUGA